This is a messenger RNA of Didymosphaeria variabile, 1062 nucleotides long. It is a transcript of the gene ADH1, whose product is annotated as alcohol dehydrogenase. Lineage: Eukaryota; Fungi; Ascomycota; Dothideomycetes; Pleosporales; Didymosphaeriaceae. The record is from RefSeq and is a predicted model, not a curated record. The coding region runs from base 1 to 1062 and encodes 353 amino acids. Gene Ontology annotation, molecular function: zinc ion binding; oxidoreductase activity. The transcript is spliced from 3 exons.
AUGGCUAGUGAAGUUCCCCAAGAGCAAUGGGCUCAGGUCAUUUCGAAGACCGGCGGUCCCAUCGAGUACAAGAAGAUUCCCGUUGCGAAGCCCGGCCCUGAUGAGGUGCUGGUAAACAUCAAGUAUUCUGGCGUUUGCCAUACCGAUUUACACGCAUGGCAGGGCGAUUGGCCUUUGGCAACCAAGAUGCCUCUUGUUGGUGGCCAUGAAGGAGCUGGUAUCGUUGUUGCACGCGGUGAACUCGUUGAGGAUGUUCAAAUUGGUGACCACGUCGGUAUCAAGUGGUUGAAUGGUUCCUGUCUGUCGUGCGAUUUCUGCCAGCAGUCCGACGAACCUCUCUGCCCCAAGCCGGACCUAUCCGGAUAUACAGUUGAUGGAACUUUCCAGCAGUACUGCAUUGGCAAAGCCGCACACGUUGCUCGAAUUCCUAAAGAACUCCCCCUCGAUGGAAUCGCGCCGGUCUUGUGCGCCGGUAUCACCGUUUACAAGGGCCUGAAGGAAUCUGGUGUGAAGCCCGGUCAAUGGGUGGCCAUAGUGGGAGCUGGUGGUGGUCUCGGUUCGCUCGCUCAGCAAUACGCGAAGGCUAUGGGCAUCAGAAUCAUUGCCAUCGACACUGGCGACGAGAAGAAGGACAUGUGCAUCAACCAGCUCGGUGCCGAGCACUUCGUCGACUUCGCCAAGUCCAGCAACGUGGUCAAGGAUGUACAGGCCGCGACUCCGGAUGGUCUAGGCCCUCAUGCAGUACUGCUCGUGGCAGUGAACGAGAAGCCAUUCCAGCAAGCCGCCGAAUACGUCCGCCCUCGCGGUACCGUCGUCUGCAUUGGUCUGCCCGCUGGUGCGUACCUGAGGGCUCCAGUCUUUGAGUCUGUCGUCAAGAUGAUCACCAUCAAGGGAUCGUAUGUGGGCAACCGCAAGGAUUCGGCCGAGGCUAUCGACUUCUACGCAAGAGGACUAAUCAAGUUUCCAUUCAAGACCGUCGGGUUGUCAGAGCUCCCCGAUGUGUACGCAAAGAUGAAAAAGGGCGAGAUUGCGGGUCGUUAUGUGCUAGACACCUCAAAGUAA